Amoebophrya sp. A120 is the source of this 1936-nucleotide messenger RNA. NCBI's taxonomy places the organism in Eukaryota, Dinophyceae, Syndiniales, Amoebophryaceae. The record is from the annotation of a GenBank genome assembly.
GGCCGAGGCCGAGCAUAAUUACGAUGAGACGAAAAUCAGGUUGAAGUUAAUCGAGAGACAGACAAAAGUCCGAACCCGAUUCAUUGAGGGAGAGUGAUUUACAGAUAGAGGAGGUGGAUGCUACCGACCGCCCGCUUCAUUUUUGUCUUGCGCCGUUGCCAGGAUGAUUACUUACCCUGACACAACAAGGAAGGAAUGCUCCGAGCCUGUGCGAUGAACAACCAAGGUCAAGCUCAAGGCGAACGUGUGACAACAUGAGAAGAUCAUAUUUGCCCGAUGUUAUCGCGGCCUCCGCAACUUCUCCGGCGGUUAGGAUCAUGCCUGCUGCUGCCCUUCGAGUUGCUAAUCGGGUUCCUUCGCAUUUGCGUCCGAGAGUGGUGCGGCGCAACGAAGAAGAACCCGAUCAGACAUUGUCUGUCCCUCACAUUCUUCUUGCUCUUCCAUUCCUUCACCAACUGGCAGAGUCUUGUGCAUCACCUCUUCGUCCCGCGCGUCGUCCUGUGCACCCACUGGCAAGAGCCGGAGACUGGAAUCCGGCUCGGAUUUGACCAAUGCGACAGAAAGUCGCUCGGGGCGGGAACGGUAAUGGCGACAAGUUUUUUCCCGAUAAACGGCUCCGUGUUGGACUGGAUAUCUGCAUUUCUUAUCCUCCCUCCCGAUUUCUUCCUGCACGACCACGAUGUGACAAACGCUUUUUUUGUACCACGCCACAGAUACGUCGCGAAAUUAAACGCCUUCCGCCGCGCCGCGUGGUUUAAAGUCUCGGAGCUGGGGACGGGGAGGUUGCGAGCAUGGUUUUCCGAGAUGAUGAACCUCGAAGGGUUUCAUAGACUUCCGCCCUGGAUGGUGAAGCAGCUGCUCGACUACGAACUCGCGAGGAGAGCGACGAAAGGCGGGAGGCAAAGAGUAUUGCGGACGACCAGGCGAGGAGCGAUUGGCAAUGCCAAGAGAUCAUCUCUCGAGGACAACAAGCCACCGACUUUCUCAUUUCCGUUGGACGACCGGGUUCCCGAGCAUCCGCUGCUGCCAGGCAAACCCUGCUCGGUGUUUUCCUUCGGCAUCCAGCAACAAAAGGAUUUCGACGAGUACUAUCUGCCCGCUCCAGAAAGGUCGAAAAAAUCCGCAUCUUCGUGCAGGGUUUUCUCGUUCGCCGAAAAGAGGAACACUGGCGGAACAGAUAACGACCCAGAAGAACCGCCUCACGACCCAGAAGAACCCCCUCGGGGUAGAACGAUCAUAGUCGACGCAUCUUCACACGUGGUCCCUCCUGCAUCCGCAUCGCCAUCGCACCAAGCCCCGAUUUCCAGUCGGCACCAAAUCCACUUCGAGCAGUUGGCAUUGGGAAACAGCGAUAGCAUCGUCGAUGUCGACAUUAAGACAGUUCAGCAUCUACCCAUGGUCUCAGAGCUGCAGAGCGACGCUGUUCUUCGGCGGCAGCGACAAAAUCAAGAAGACGAUGCUAAAACCAACCCAUCCGACCGCUUUAUCAGGCAAAAACGGCUGCCCACUGUGAUGAAAGAGAACCAGGUCGGGUUUCUCGAUGUCCUGCGUCUUGACAUCGGCGGUGCCGAGUGGGACGCUUUGCGAGAUGUAGAAGCCAACAUCCAAAAAAUCGGCGUUUUGUCGGCGAAGUUUCGCUUUUUGCUAGGUCAUCGGGACUUGCCGAAGUUUUUUUCGCUGCUUUGCGACCCAGAGGUGGAGCAGGAAAAAGCGUUGCAACAUUUGUGCUUUGACCUCGCGGUGUGGGAACAUUAUGAUGCUGAAGAAAUAACUAAAACUACUCCUUAUGAUCGUCCCAACACUGGUAGUGCUAUGGGCGGCUGCGGCUCAGCUUAUCCUUGUGUUACAUUGACAGCAACACGACGCGACCACACCAAAACGAUACAAACACAAAACACACUUGUAACACAUAAAAAGAGAAUACAACCAUAUUAUC